This is a messenger RNA of Ceraceosorus bombacis, 2510 nucleotides long. The record is from the annotation of a GenBank genome assembly. NCBI's taxonomy places the organism in Eukaryota, Fungi, Basidiomycota, Exobasidiomycetes, Ceraceosorales, Ceraceosoraceae.
AUGGCUGCCCUGGAUUUGCCGGUGAGUCAAGUUUCCUUAGACAUCGCUAAGAAGCGAUUGGAUCGAAGCAUGCAGAAGCGCUUCCAAGUCCCGUGAUCACCCUGUUCAGCUCCUCACCUGAACACAAACCGCCAUCCGAAGCGGUUUAGACUGACAUUUUGCCGUUACAACGACGACUUCUUGCAGCUCAACGACGCUUACUUGUCGGCGCUUCACGAGACGCGCAACUUGCGGAAAGCAGAGGCGAGAAGGUUGGCAGCAUUGAGAGCGGCGGGAGAUAUCGGUGAAGCUGGAACAGACCAAAUCGACAUGUCCAACUCUAACCCUUCGUCUCCCAAGCUUGGGGACGAUCGCUCAGAGGCAGAGGCAAAGGCAGAGGGCAAAGGCGAGGCCCUCGCAAAUCAGACGGGAGCCGAAGCCGGGCUGAUUGGAGGCAGCACAGCUGCAGCUAGAGGUGGUGCGGCUGGAUUGGCAAUCGCAGCAGCUAGCCCUGGAGAUCUCUCCAUCUCCGACACUUCAGUACUGGCUGGCGUGCCCACGCCUCUGCUUCGACUGCUCGUCCUGCUCUCUCCAGCCAUAACUACUCUGGCAGAAUUGGUCAGACUGGCCACGUGGACUGGAGGGCCCGGCACAGGGUCACACAGCGUUCUUCUGGUGCUUUCUUGGUGGGGCGUCUGCCUCUACGGUUAUGAGGUGCUCAGGUACGCACCCCAAUUGGUCCUGCUCAGCGUGAUCGGCUUCGCUGGUCUAAGGGCUGCGGUGCGAGGAGAGCUAGGAGCGCAAAAGAAGCGCACUCUGCCAGUCACGUCUUCCAGUCUCAACGUCGUCUUGGCGGAUCUUUCUGAGCUGGCCGAUUUCUUGAGCACCGUUUCGGGCCAGGCUGUGACGCCCUUCCUGUCCUUACUUUCAUGGCGAAGCGGCAACAGCGCAAACACCCGCAGGCUAGCCAUCUUCUUGAUCAUUACUUGGCCCGCGUGGCUCAUUUGCUUCUCUCCUGGUCUCUGGGAUGCCUUCAAUUUGCCGCGCAUCGGACUUCAAUUAGGACAGCGCGUGACACACGCCAGCAGCACCGUCGCAUCUCGUGUAUGGCCCCAUGCUGUACGCAGUGCUAUUGCGAUCGAGGCGCAAGUAUCCAGCCGUGUUUCGGGUCAAGCUCUGGUCUACUUCAUCAAGUUCAAAGAAGCCUUCCUGGCAGCUUUGGUCUACUACAGGCUUCAUGUGCGACCCACGAUCCUGCACGUCGGAGAAAACUUGCACCUACCUCUUCUAGCUCCGAAGCAAGGUGCUCACAGCGUGUCCGCGCUGGCACUUCUUCCUCCCUGGCCUCUCUUUGCGCUCUCGCUUAGACAUGCGCUGCUCACGAUCGGAACGAUUGCCCUGACGUGGUGCGCACCAUGGGCCGCUCUCAUUCGACAUGCUCUUUGGCGCAGCGCCACAAUCAGGCGUUCUGUGCUAGGCUUGCUUCGAAUUCUCUCGGGCGAGCCCAGACGAGCCUUCGUCUCCGGUCGUGUGGCAUACACAGGCAGAUCGAGCUCGGAACAUGCAGUGGGAGGCGAUGACUCCAAGGAUGAGCUUAGCGUACCCAGCUUCUUUGCUGCGCCUCGCAUAGGCAGUGCGAAGAGCGCAAAGGUCAAUCUCGAUGUGACUAGGCAUGAGGAUGUAGAGUAUCAAUUCACCAUCUUCGAGAAUCAGAGAUGGUGGGUGGGAUUGGACUGGACGGCUGCCCUUCUGCCGCAAGAGAGACCCGCUUGGUGAGCGUCGCUCGUGAUGCUCGUGCGUCUGGGAAAUACAUCAUCCGCUGACGAGUCGAGUUGGUUGCUCCUUGCAGGUCUGACGAGUCCAACAGCCCAGUUUCGCCUCCAUCCUCAUUCUCGCUUCCACCCGCUCGCGUCACUUUGAAGGCAUCACCGACAUCUUCCAACCCUGCAGCAUACGUACGACGUCUGGUCAAGUGGCAAUGGAUCGAUCCAGAAUGGACAGUGGCAGGACGCGAUCCUCUUCCGGGAAGCGGCGACUUUGGUGGCAGCGCUUCCGACGAAGGAGCUCUAAGCGGCCUCCGAGCGGGACGUAGGACCAGCAAUGCUUCCAGCGGAGAUCGUGCCAGUGAUCUACCUUUUGAUCUAGCGCUUCUGGACGUCGAUGCUGACGGAUGGCAGUACGGAGACAAUGCGUGGGAGAAAAUGUCUCGCAAGAAUCAAAUGGGCAGGUACACGCGACGUCGAAGAUGGGUUCGAAGAGCUGUAUUGGUGGAGUUGGUGGAGCGCAACUAUACGCCAACAGCGGCUGAAAAGACUCAGGUCGGUGCGAGCGGUGGGGUGAUCGAUGUCAGUCCUGGAUACUUGCCUGUGAGCGCGGGAGGAACAGGAACGUCUUUGGCGUCGAGCUCAAGCUCGGGAGCUUUGGCGCGCAUCGACGAGUCGAAAGAGAUUGACCAAUCGGACGACGCGCUCAUCAGCCCUACGUCUCCCCGAGGAGAUCUCAAGCAGAGACUAGCACGUGCCGCUGCAUAG